GGAAGGAGGGACAUGUAUAGAGUGUCGCAGAGGGAGGAUCGUGGCCGAGAGCAGAGGCCCCUGUAGCGAUGGGCGUUUGGGCCUGCAGGCAGUGCAGGAGGCGCUCCGAAGGGGGUCUUCUCUGGCAGCCGGCUGUGAGCGGGAGGCCCGAGCCCGGAGCAUUGGCGGCCGUGCAAGUUCCAGGGGACUGAGGGGAGGCGGUAUGGAGGAACUCGACGGCGAGCCGACCGUCACUUUGAUUCCAGGAGUGAAUUCAAAGAAGCAAAUGUGUUUUGACUGGGGUCCAGGGGAGAUGCUGGUGUGUGAAACCUCCUUCAACAAAAAAGAAAAAUCAGAGACCGAGCCAGGCUGCCCCUUUAUCUAUAUCAUCCGAAAGGAUAUAGAUGUUUACUCUCAGAUCCUGAGAAAACUCUUCAAUGAAUCCCAUGGAAUCUUUGUGGGCCUCCAGAGAAUUGAAGAAGAGUUGACUGGAAAAUCCAGAAAAGCUCAAUUGGUCCGAGUGAGUAAGAACUACCGAUCAGUCAUAAGGGCAUGUAUGGAGGAAAUGCACCAGGUUGCAAUUGCUGCUAAAGAUCCAGCCAGUGGUCUCCAGUUCAGCAGCCAGGUCUCCAUUUUGUCAGCAAUGGAGCUCAUUUGGAACCUUUGUGAGAUUCUUUUUAUUGAAGUAGCCCCAGCCGGCCCUCUCCUUCUUCACCUCCUUGACUGGGUCCGACUGCAUGUGUGUGAAGUGGACAGUUUGUUGGCAGAUGUCCUGGGCAGUGAGAAUCCAAGCAAACAUGAGAGCUUCUGGAAGUUGGUGACCAUCUUGGUACUACAGGGCCGGCUGGAUGAGGCUCGGCAGAUGCUCUCCAAGGAAGCCGACGCCAGCCCUGCCUCUGCAGGCAUGUGCCGAAUCCUAGGGGACCUGAUGAGGACAAUGCCCGUUCUCAGUCCUGGUAACACCCAGACGCUGACAGAGCUGGAGCUGAAGUGGCAGCACUGGCAUGAGGAAUGUGAGCGUCACCUCCAGGACAGCACGUUUGCUGCCAGUCCUCACCUGGAGUCUCUCUGCAAGAUCAUGCUGGGAGAUGAAGCUGCCUUGUUGGAGCAGAAGGAGCUUCUGAAUAACUGGUAUCAUUUCCUAGUGACCCGGCUCCUGUACUCUCAUCCCACAGUAAAACCCAUUGACCUACACCUCUAUGCCCAGUCCAGCCUUGACCUGUUUUUGGGAGGUGAGAGCAGCCCAGAACCCCUGGACAACAUCUUGUUGGCAGCCUUUGAGUUUGACAUCCACCAAGUGAUCAAGGAGUGCAGCAUUGCUCUAAGCAACUGGUGGUUUGUGGCCCAUCUGACAGACCUGCUGGAUCACUGCAAGCUCCUCCAGUCGCACAACCUCUACUUCGGAUCUAACAUGAGAGAGUUCCUCCUGUUGGAAUAUGCCUCGGGACUGUUUGCUCAUCACAGCCUGUGGCAGCUGGGAGUGGAUUACUUUGACUACUGCCCUGAGCUGGGCCGAGUUUCCUUGGAGCUGCACAUUGAGCGGAUCCCCCUGAGCACUGAGCAGAAAGCCCUUAAAGUGCUGCGGAUUUGUGAGCAGCGGCAGAUGACUGAGCAAGUUCGCAGCAUUUGCAAGAUCUUAGCCAUGAAAGCUGUCCGCAACAAUCGCCUGGGCUCUGCGCUGUCUUGGAGCAUCCGAGCCAAAGAUGCUGCCUUUGCCACGCUGGUGUCAGACAGGUUCCUCAAGGAUUACUGUGAGCGAGGCUCCUUUUCUGAUCUGGAUCUCAUUGACAACCUAGGGCCAGCCAUGAUGCUCAGUGAUCGACUGACCUUCUUGGGAAAAUACCGCGAGUUCCACCGAUUUUACGGGGAGAAGCGUCUUACUGAUGCAGCUUCUCUUCUCCUGUCACUGAUGACUUCCCAGAUUGCCCCGCGGUCUUUCUGGGUAAUACUACUAAUAGAUGCCCUGCCCCUUUUGGAAGAGAAAGAGGUGGUUUUUUCAGCAGAGCAAACAUAUGAGUUGAUGAGAUGUCUAGAGGACUUCGCCUCAAGAAGGCCAGUGUGGAGAGAGCCUGGCGUUCAGCGACUCCAGGAGGAUGUUGAGAACACCAAGUUGGAAAUGCUGAGACUUGCUCUUGCACGAAAUCUUGGCCGGGCCAUUAUAAAAGAAGGCUCAUUGGAAGGCUCCUGAGACCAGCCGAGAGCUGCUUCAAGGUGGCACCUUUGUAUGGCAAUGUUUAUAUAUUUCUGAAAAUAAAUUCCCCCCCCCCCAAAUAGAAGGCAAGUUCUUAGAGUCC
Neomonachus schauinslandi (Hawaiian monk seal) is the source of this 2273-nucleotide messenger RNA. It is a transcript of the gene NUP85, whose product is annotated as nucleoporin 85. The transcript is spliced from 19 exons. The record is from RefSeq and is a predicted model, not a curated record. Gene Ontology annotation, molecular function: structural constituent of nuclear pore. Bases 203 to 2167 code for a protein of 654 amino acids. Lineage: Eukaryota; Metazoa; Chordata; Mammalia; Carnivora; Phocidae. Gene Ontology annotation, biological process: mRNA export from nucleus; protein import into nucleus; positive regulation of DNA-templated transcription. Gene Ontology annotation, cellular component: nuclear pore outer ring.